Molecule: messenger RNA, 1299 nt
Organism: Xyrauchen texanus (razorback sucker)
Lineage: Eukaryota; Metazoa; Chordata; Actinopteri; Cypriniformes; Catostomidae
Gene: tbx19
Product: T-box transcription factor 19
Exons: 8
Coding region: 1-1299 (432 amino acids)
Biological process (GO): cell fate specification; heart morphogenesis; regulation of transcription by RNA polymerase II
Cellular component (GO): nucleus
Molecular function (GO): RNA polymerase II cis-regulatory region sequence-specific DNA binding; DNA-binding transcription factor activity, RNA polymerase II-specific
Source: RefSeq, a predicted model, not a curated record
AUGAAGGUGGAGGAAGACACGGGGAACGUCGGCGGAGCGGUGGCCGCCAGUGACUGCUGUAUCACCAGACUUUUGAGCGUCGUGGAGAGCGAGUUACAGGCCGGUCGAGAAAAGGGAGAUCCCACAGAAAAACAGCUCAAAGUCACACUGGAAGAUGCUGAACUCUGGAGGAAAUUCAAAGAAGUGACCAAUGAGAUGAUUGUAACGAAGAACGGCAGGAGGAUGUUCCCAGUUCUGAAAGUCAGCGUGGCAGGUCUAGAUCCCAACGCCAUGUAUUCGUUCCUGCUGGACUUCAGCCCUGCAGACGGGCAUCGUUGGAAGUAUGUUAAUGGCGAGUGGGUCCCGGCGGGCAAACCUGAACCUCACAGUCACAGCUGUAUAUACAUCCACCCUGACUCGCCCAACUUCGGUGCCCACUGGAUGAAGGCUCCAGUGUGCUUCAGCAAAGUCAAACUGACCAACAAACUCAACGGAGGUGGCCAGAUCAUGCUGAAUUCUCUUCAUAAGUACGAGCCACAAAUUCAUAUAGUUCGUGUGGGAGGCAGCCACAGGAUGGUGACCAACAUCUCUUUCACAGAUACUCAAUUCAUCGCUGUAACAGCCUAUCAGAAUGAAGAGAUAACUGCAUUGAAGAUAAAACACAACCCUUUUGCAAAAGCUUUCCUUGAUGCUAAGGAAAGGAGCCAUUCAAAGAAUCAUCUAGAACCUCCAGCUGAAAACCAGCAUGUGGGCAUACCACACUAUGGGUGGUUCAUAUCAAACCCAGACACUCUGUGUUCUGCAAGUGGUGGUAACUUUCCAUACCCUGGAGGUUUACCACUCGCUCCCCACCAUGGCUACAAACACUACCCAAGUCUGCACGGGCACCGAGCAGCCCCGUACCCAUCACCCUACUUGUCCCGCCACCAUCAUCACCGUGGUCACAACUCGGUGUCUCUGUCUGAGAAUUUGAGUCCAGGCGCAGUGCAGGUGUUCUCUGGUAAUGAGGGCUGGACAGGUGUGUCUCCUCCUGGUCCUGCUACAAUGCUAUCUAUGCAGCCUGCUCCAAGCUCACCUGGAGCCAGCAGUCAGUAUCCAUGCUUGUGGGCUGUGAGCAGCUGCACUGUGUCAUCCAGUCCUCCAGGGGGCAUUGUGAGCACUACACACAGCCAGGAGGAGCCUGCAGAUGUUAUCUCCACAUCACCCUGCACAUUACUGCAGAUCCACGGACCAACCAGCUCUGAGGGUGGAGUUGACCAAGCCAAUCAGAGUAGGGUGGGUGGGUUGAGCUGGCCUUCUGUCACCACCCACACAUUUUGA